Molecule: messenger RNA, 858 nt
Organism: Penicillium longicatenatum
Lineage: Eukaryota; Fungi; Ascomycota; Eurotiomycetes; Eurotiales; Aspergillaceae
Product: histidine phosphatase family protein
Exons: 4
Coding region: 1-858 (285 amino acids)
Cellular component (GO): cytoplasm
Molecular function (GO): phosphatase activity
Source: RefSeq, a predicted model, not a curated record
AUGACACAGUCAGCCCAAUUCAAAUUCUCUACGGUAACGGGAUUCUUCCUCCAGGAUGAGCCGGACACCGACCCAGCGACUUUCGACUAUGUCGAGUCCAAUUUCGGCCUCAUCCUCCAUGAAGAGGCCCCACUACACACCCAGUGGCAGAAGUUCAUCCAGAGCAUCAAUGAGCUGAACAACCUGGGAGAAGGAUCAGUACAAUACAAGGUACUUUUUCUAGGCCGACACGGCGAGGGGGUUCAUAAUGUCGCCGAGAAACGCUAUGGGAAAGCAGCAUGGGAUUCAUAUUGGUCCCUACUCGACGGAGAUCAGUACGGCAACUGGGUCGAUGCCCGACUCACAGAUCUAGGAAGAUCCCAAGCCAGAACGGCACACGACACAUGGGAAACGCAGUUCACCAACGGGAUUCCGGCACCGCAGUCAUACUAUGUGAGUCCAUUGCACCGGACCUGCGAAACUGCCGAAAUCACCUUUAAGGGACUGGAUAUGCCACUCACCGACCCAUUUCGACCGAUGAUCAAAGAGCUCCUCCGUGAGACACUAGGCGAGCAUACUUGUGACCGUCGGUCUAAGGCAUCUGAAAUUGGAGCAGAGUUUCCAGAGUAUCAGUUUGAGCUUGGGUUCUCCGAGGACGAUCUGCUCUGGGACGCCCAUAGCCGGGAGACCAAUGAGGAGCGCAAUGAACGACUUGCUAGGCUACUGAAUGAUAUCUUUGCCAGUGACGAGAAUGUCAUACUUUCUCUCACAGCGCACUCGGGUGCCAUUGCUAGUAUCCUCAAAGUUGUUGGUCACCGUGAUUUUCCUUUGCAAACAGGGGCGGUGAUCCCUGUUGUUGUUCAAGCAGAGCGAAGAUGA